This is a messenger RNA of Anisakis simplex (herring worm), 1128 nucleotides long. The record is from the annotation of a GenBank genome assembly. NCBI's taxonomy places the organism in Eukaryota, Metazoa, Nematoda, Chromadorea, Rhabditida, Anisakidae.
GACUCGUCGGCGAAUCAUUGCUUCGGUGAUACGAAACAAAUCAGCGAAGAAGAAGUCCGUGAAGCACUCUCUCGAGAAUCAAAGCGACAUAAAUAUUGGAAAGGAAAUGUAGCGAAGAAAAUGACUAUUGAAAACAUCCAAAAUUCAAUUUGUUUGCAUUAUACAUUGGAAAGCUUCACAGAAACGCGAAGUACGAGUAAAGCAACCGAAGGCGUUACCUUGGGACAAUUCUUGGGGCAUCAAAAUUCGGCGAGCAGCAGUGGACUAAGUUGGAAUCCUUGGGACUAUGAGGUGAAGCCGAAUGAAGAGUUUGUUGAUCAGGUGAAAGUGAUAGAAAUGCCGGGUAGCAGUGAACUAAUCACAUGCAAUUCGUGUAAUGCUGAAGGCUUAACGCAUUGUUUUUAUUGCCGUGGCUACGGUACUGACAAAUGUUCAUAUUGCAGAGGAACAGGUAUGAAAGCUGGUGUCGCGCAUCCAGCCGUAUAUACCCAUCCUAUGAUUGGCACAUUCCCUCAUUCUGACCUCACUCGUGGUUAUCCCGGUUCCGGGACUGCCAUUAUUCGUCCGACAUCCAGUGGCCUUUCGUACGGUGUUGGAACACCAAUUCAUUUCAUGGCCAAAGCCGGUGUUCCUCCGCCGGGUAUCGGUCAUCACGAUUUUUGCUAUUUUUGUCAUGGACGUGGCAUCAGCGAGUGUACAUAUUGUAAAGGUCACGGUAAAAAGCCGUGUUCUGCGUGUGGAGGUAGUGGUAGUCUACGGUCGUAUACCAAACUGCGUGUCUAUUUUGCGGUCGAAAGGACCGACUUCUACACCGAAUGUGAAAUUCCCGAGAAGUUGUUGCAGAAAGUUGACGGCUACACCAUUCUCAGUGAAUGCCGUCCACAUGUACUACCACUGAAGAAUCAUCCCGUGAAGGAAAUUGUCGAGAACAGUCGACGAAUUUGUGCAGCACACUUGCAAAAGAGCUUAGGAACAUGUCGCGUCAUCAAGCAACGUCAGUGUUUGUUGGGAAUUCCAAUUGCACGAGUACAAUUCCGGUUGGGAUCGCGAUGUGGUUUCUUCUGGGUUUAUGGCACUGAACUGUGCUGUUUUAUUCCCAACUACCCUGCCAAAUGUUCCAUUCUUUAG